AUGGGUAGAAGUAAGGUCAAGUAUUCCUACAUUCUCAAUCACACCCUGAGAAGAAACACGUUAAGAAAGAGAAGAUUAUGUGUUGCGAAAAAACUAUAUGAACUCACCACUCUAUGUGACGUUGAAGCAUGUACCGUAAUCUAUAGUGAAAUUGAUUCCGAACCUUUUGUUUGGCCCUCUAUAGAUGAAGUACGGAGACUUAUCACUAAGUACCAUACGUUUUCAAAGGCCGAACGGGGAAAACGGAAGGUCAAUCAAGAGACGUUCACGAGGCAGAGGUUAGGAAAGACAGAAGAGAUGCUGAGAAGACAGCAAAGAGAGAACCGUCGCAACCAAAUGACGUACAUCAUGUACCAAUCCAUGAUAAAUCCACAAACAGCCAUGUCAAGGCUGAAUGUGGAUGAUUUUGUAGAGCUGGAUAGAGUUACUGGCCAGAACCUAGAGGAGGUUACAAGGAUGAUGGCCACUUUCAAUCCACCUCCCCCUCCUCCUCAGUUUGGCGCCGACGGGAGUGGAGUCGUCGGUGGAAGCCAAGAUGAGUUUAUGCCUCCAAAUUAUGGGGGAUUUGACUCAUUAGUGGCGCCACAAUUACAUGCCAUAUCAUCAUGCUCCUCCUCCUCCUUUCAUGGAGUUUGCGCCUCCCAAUUACAUGGGAUUUCAGCCUCCAGUUAUGGAUUUCCCAACAGGCCAAUAUGGGAUUUCCAUAUGACAUGCAUUUCAUGGAUCCCCCCAACAUGGGAUUUCAGCCGCAAAAUGCAGGCCUGCCUUACAUGGAUCCCAACAUGGGAAUCCCAGACCAGACCGAUCUGCCCCCAUUCCCUUAAUUACGCAGACAUGGCUCCAGAAUACCCAUUCUCCAAUUUCCAUUUUCUUUUUGUCCCAAUGUAA
Molecule: messenger RNA, 888 nt
Organism: Impatiens glandulifera
Lineage: Eukaryota; Viridiplantae; Streptophyta; Magnoliopsida; Ericales; Balsaminaceae
Product: agamous-like MADS-box protein AGL80
Exons: 1
Coding region: 1-888 (295 amino acids)
Biological process (GO): positive regulation of transcription by RNA polymerase II
Molecular function (GO): protein dimerization activity; DNA-binding transcription factor activity, RNA polymerase II-specific; cis-regulatory region sequence-specific DNA binding
Source: RefSeq, a predicted model, not a curated record